AAUUGUUAAUGCACAAGGACCGGUUCAGACCUUCACGGUCACAUCACAGACACGCUUAAAGGUAGACGUGCACUGAUGACACUAAUGAGGUGGGUCUGGGUUCUCAGAGUCAUGGAGCUCUUACACCUACAAGAGAUGAGGCUAUUCAAGUAAAAUAGUCCGUUACACUUUUCAACUACAACAUGAUGGCUGCAUCGGUUACACCAAAUAAUGUAAAACAUGAUCACUGUUGCCAGGCAACGGAACAAAAGAAUCGUCAGGGCAGACGAGUCAGGAAGUGCAAAGUAUUUUAUCGACAUUAUUUAAGCAAUAUCACACGAGAGGGAGUGAUGUGCUGAAUAUCAGCACGGCUGUGAUGCGGUCAUAAGUACGAGGCAGCAACAUUUUUACGAGCGCCACAUUAUUGAAAUAGGCAACAAUAAAUUAUGAGUUGUUUGUUUAUUUCAUUUGGUGAAUUGGUUUGUAGUGUGUCUGUGGCUGCUUAGGUGAGUUUGUUUGUUUUAGGUGAGUUGCAUGGUGUGGUGUUAGAGUAUGAGGGGUGUAGAGCACAGCCUAAUCCGGCGGGGGAGAGCCAGCCUAAAAAGGCCCCUCUCCCUGACUCUACAUCCCUCAUUGUCUUGGAGGGUGGGGGGGCAAGAGCACAGCCUAAUCCGGCGGGGGAGAGUUUAGCUCAAACAGGCUUCUCUCCUUGACUCUGCCUCCUUCAAAAUGGCCGCCACUUUCUCCAACUGUUUAGGGGAGUUUGUUUGCUGAAUCUGCUAGUGUGUUUUGUCAGAGUUGAUGAUGGUGUUGUUUGUGGUAGCAUAGGCAAGAUAAAGAAAAUGGUGGUGUGAGGAGCAGUGAUGGCUGGCAUUAGGGGAGUGACUCUGGGACGCCAGUGAUCACUGUCUAGCCUCCUGGAGGUGUUGUGGGACCAACUAGACGAAACACUAGUGAAAGGAGGUUCCCACCUGAUGACCCCAAAGUCAUGUUAGCUAUCACUGCUCAUUAGUCUGUACAGCUAAAUUAAUAGUUAUCAUAGGACAUGUUAAGCUUAGGGAGCUAUUCACUGAGUCUGGUCCAUUUUCUGUAGCACAAGCUUUGUGUUUAUCUUAAAUUAAAAAAAAUCAUUUAUUUUGCAACGCCACAAAUAGUUCUGCAACUGGACUGGCUUCUCCCCUUCACCCUCUUCUGGCGACCAUACGUCAUUAAAUUAAAAUGUUAUUUCCGGAAAUAUAUUAAUCUUUGUAAAGUUUGUUAACAACCGUUAAUGCAACGCUGAUUAACGGUUAAUAGAACACCUGUGAAGCGGAGUGAUACAUGUAGUUAAAAGUCCCAGUGCUGUUGUACUCUAUAUCAGCAACUCAUGGAAUGCCUCUCGUCCAAUCAAAAUUAUUUGGUCGGAACAAAUUAUAUAUAGAAUAUAGAAUAUAAUCAGCUACAGUUUGUAAAACAUAGUGGAAACUUUUCAUGUGUGGGGUUACUUUUCAUUGUUAACUGUGUUUCAUUGUAUCAUUUUAAACAGCGUAAAUGCGUCCACCUGGGACUUUUAUCCUGGAGAAGAAGCGGAAGUGAAGGCGAGCCAUCACUAGACCGGAUAUCCUGUUCGUAACCAUGGAAACGCGAUCUUUAUAGAAAAUGGCUCCGUCGUCUAGCAUGUUUACAGACGAGGCCCUGGACUCAGUGAGUGUCCGGUCACUGUGGAGGGAAUCCCAGCAGUCUGAGCGGGAGUCGAGAGGCUGUCAGACCAGAGCGGUGCACAGUACUGAGGCACAGGUCCAGACUGUGUCCACCACCGUCAGCUGUACCCAGACGGAGCCACAGGACCAGCAAACGGAGCAGCUCCUCCAGCAAAACCACGACGAGCCAGAACCACCUGGUCUGAAGGACUUCCUGCAGCGGGUUGAGGAAGUGGUCAUCACAGAGCUGGUCAAAAAUGCCAGGAGUCACGCCUUCGAUGGGUUCCAGGUGAACUGGGGCGAUCACAGUCAGCUGGUUUCAUGCCUCCAUCGUCUUCAACAUCCCAUCGCUCAGGAGAGAGGUCUUCAUGUGACGACGGUGUCCUGGAGUUGUACAGGUUCAGUCAUUGCCUGUGCAUAUGGUCGGAUUGAUGAUGGGUACUGGAGCACUGAGAAGUCAUAUGUGUGUACGUGGAAUCUGGACCGUCGAGGCCUGAGCCCCAAACAAGCUGAUCUGGUCAUAGAUGUUCCCACCGCAGUCACUGCUCUGUGCUGUCACCCCGAGCAGCCCGCCCUCAUCGCAGGGGGUCUAUACAGUGGAGAGGUGGUGGUCUGGGACACCAGUCGGACUCAGGACCCUGUGCUGGCCUUGACUGGGAUGUCAGCAGACAGCCACAGGGAACCUGUUUACCAGGUCACCUGGGUCGCCCUGCAGAAGAAAGGGGAGUUUGGGGUGCUGAGUGCAGGUUCAGGAGGAAGGGUACUGCUGUGGGCACUGGACUCGCAGCAGGGCAGCUUUGUCCUGAAUGCAGCCUACGCCUUAGUGCGACAGCAGGUUCCUCACAGCAGCAGCAGCCUCAAGACCCGAGGCAGCAGUACUGUGGGCGUCACCUCUCUGGCCCUGUCUCCAUGGGACCCUGACACCUUCCUGGUGGGCUCUGAGGGCGGCCUGCUGCUCAGGUGUUCCUUCUCCUCCAAGACGCCGGCUGCUGUUUCCUCUGAGGGUCAGAGUGUGACCCUGAGAGCUCCGGCGGUCUUCUCCUUCAGGUCUCACAGCGGCCCCGUCCACUCCAUCCACUGCUCCCCUUUCCACAGGAACUUGUUUGUGAGUGCAGGGACUGACGGUCUGGCCCACCUCCACUCUAUGCUGCAGGACAACCCGCUUCUGUCUCUCAGGGUCUCAGACUCCUACGUGUUCCAGGUGCAGUGGUCUCCAACCAGACCGCUGGUCUUUGCUGCAGCCACAGGACAAGGUGAGGUGCAGAUAUUCGACCUGGGCCGCAGGUCCCUGAGGCCAGUCGCCACCAUAGAGCAGGGAGCUGCGGGACAAGCUGCUACUUGUUUGGCCUUCAACUGUCAGAGCACACAUCUGUUGGCGGUGGGAAACACAGACGGGACGGUUGGUGUUUGGCAGCUGAGUGCAGAUCUGACCGAGCAAAGCCCCAGAGAGAGCAGCCAGCUGGAGCAGAUAGCCAAUCAGGUGGCAGAAUGAGACACAUGACCUGGGACAUCAAAGGACUGUUUCAUCCUCUGUUUAUAUCAACUGUGUUUUGUAAAAAAAAAAUGUAAAAAAUGUUUUUGUAAUUAAAAAAAAGACUGAAAACUCAGUGUGGAAGUGUAAUAAAAAGGAGUGAGAAGAGGU
Seriola aureovittata is the source of this 3300-nucleotide messenger RNA. RefSeq names its product dynein 2 intermediate chain 2 (gene dync2i2). NCBI's taxonomy places the organism in Eukaryota, Metazoa, Chordata, Actinopteri, Carangiformes, Carangidae. Gene Ontology annotation, molecular function: dynein heavy chain binding; dynein light chain binding. Gene Ontology annotation, cellular component: ciliary plasm; cytoplasmic dynein complex. The transcript is spliced from 10 exons. The record is from RefSeq and is a predicted model, not a curated record. Gene Ontology annotation, biological process: intraciliary transport. Bases 1618 to 3150 code for a protein of 510 amino acids.